CACCACCGACCACUCAUGUCAUUAGUUACUCACCGAAUACAGGCGAGGUCAUGUUGAGGGUAGCCUCGCCAGUCGUUUAUCUAGCAUAAAAUGGCCAAAUAUUCCGUCCCUUUCCCGUUCUGCGAGAUCUUGGAAAUCGUCCUCAGGACUUGCUUUCCAUCCUUUGUUGUUGUGCGUUUGUGAAGGAGAGUGAAUCCGUCAGAGAAGGAGGCACAUCAGCUUGUACAACGAGUAGGCCAUGGCCAUUGCAUUGGCCACCAACUACUCGACGUACGUAGAUAGACAGUGGAUGAGGCACCGGAGGCACUCACUCACUAGAGGCACGCAGAGAACGCGCAAAAUCUGUGUGGGUGUACUUUUGCCCUUGACUUGUUGUGUUGGUGGUUUGUUCCCCUUGUUCCAUUUUGAAUGAUGUGCAAAAAAUAUGACAAUUGAAGGGAACUCGAAGCCUCCUUGUCUUUCUAAUAUUGAAUAGGAGUCGCUAUUGAUUGGGAAACAACGCAGUGUCCAAUCCACCAUGAGGAGUCGGAGCAAUUCCGCCGUCCGAUUUGAUAUCUUUAAUCGGAUUGUGCACAAGACCAUCCUCCGAUAUCAGAAUCCGGUGACGGGUUUGUUGCCCGCUUCCGAGCACAAUGACCACGCUUGGAUCCGAGACAACGUGUAUUCCAUUCUGGCUGUGUGGUCUUUGGCCUCAGCUUACAAGAAGGCCGCUGACCUGGAUGAGGACCGGUCCAAGACCCACGAAUUGGAACAAGCCACGGUCAAAUGUAUGCGAGGGCUCUUGACAUGCAUGAUGAGACAAAGUGAUCGAGUGGAGCGAUUCAAGGAGACCUUCUCCCCCAAGGACUCGAUCCAUGCCAAAUUCUCUUCGGAAACCGGUCUUCCCGUAGUGGGCGAUGACGAUUGGGGCCACUUUCAAGUGGAUUCCAUUUCACUCUAUCUGCUGAUUCUGGCUCAAAUGACGGCCUCGGGCAUGCAGAUAAUUUUCUCCCUAGAUGAAGUGGCCUUCGUUCAAAACCUGGUCUUUUUCAUCGAAGCCGCGUACUGCACUCCAGAUUACGGAAUCUGGGAACGAGGCGACAAAACCAAUAUGGGCAUCGUGGAACUCAACUCAAGUUCCAUUGGCAUGGCCAAGGCGGCGCUGGAAGCCGUCAAUGAAUUGGACCUCUUCGGUGCUCGAGGUGGCAGUGCCUCGGUGAUCCACGUGAUGGCUGAUGAGACCCAAAAGUGUCACGCUGUUCUUGAGUCCAUGUUACCCAGGGAAUCCCUGUCCAAAGAGACAGACGCAGCUCUGCUCACUGUGAUUGGGUUUCCAGCUUUUGCCGUGGAGACUCCGGAGUUGAUCAAGAAGACGUGUGACGAGGUCAUUAAUAAUCUAGGUGGCAAAUAUGGGUGCCGCAGUUUCCUCCGGGAUGGUUACAAAAAUCCCAGAGAGAAUUCGACCAAACUCCACUAUGAACCUUGGGAAUUACGACUCUUCGAGAACACGGAAUGCCAAUGGCCUCUGUUCUUUUGCUACAUGGUGGUCAAUUCGUGUUUUGUGGGAGAUCGCGAGACCGCCUUACAAUAUUCCGAGGCAUUGGAUGAUGUCAUGGUGAAAUCUGGUGACGGCAUCAAAUGGGUCCCCGAGCUCUAUUCGGUGUCAUUGGAAGAUACUCCAAAAGAAGAAUUGGAACCUGGAUCCCAAGCUCGCAUCCCUAUGGGAAGAGUCCCAUUCAUGUGGGCACAGUCCUUGUACGUCAUUGGACGCUUGAUCAUGGAAAACUUCAUCGCAGUGGGAGAAUUAGACCCGAUCAAUCGGAGGUUGAGUACGCUCAAACGCCCUGAUGUGGUGGUGCAGGUGGUGGUUCUGGCGAAGGAUCGCAAGAUUAAAGAUUUAUUAGCCACCCAUGAGAUCGAAGUAAAGACCUUGUCUGAAGUCAGUCCCAUCGAAGUGCAUCCUGCCCGAGUCCUUUCUCAUCUUUACACAUUCUUAGGCAAAAAUGAAAAAUUAGGCUUGACUGGCCGAAAAAAUCGCGACGUGGGUAUCUUGUCCACAAGCAAGUUGUACAAGAUUGGGGAGAGAGUCUUCGCCUUCACUCCACAGAGGUUCGACGUGUCAAGGAACUACAUGGAUUGCGAUAUCUCACUCAUGAUGACCACGCUUGAGUACGGAUUGAACAACCUGUCGACGUGUUGGAAGGCUUCUGGAAGACCACUCAUAACGCUUAUCCUCGGAGAAAGCAUGCUUGAUAAUGGGAAAGUUCAUCCAGCCAUGUUGUCCAGUUUGAAGAAGCUCCAAAAUGGUUAUAUCAAUGGAGCUCGUGUGACUUUCGGCACGUUUGAACAAUUCCUAUCGACUUCGUGCAUUACUAAUCUGAGCUUUUUGGGCGCAGUGGAGGAAGGUCAACCCGAUCGUCUCUUGCCAAGUGUGGAAAAAUACCUCACCGAUCAAAUGGGCAAAUCUGCCGCAUCCCUGUUUUCUCUACUGAAAACCAAGGGACACUCCUCGCAAGGCGUGGCUAUGAAACGGCUUUCUGUCCGCGGAUCUGUCCGGAGAUCCAGAUCACUCAAAUUAGGCGGCGAAUCACCCGAAGGCUUGGAAAUGGCGCAAUUGAUUAAGCAGGAGUCGACCGAAGAACUCCAAACUAGAGAUAUCGAUCUCGUGGCCCGGUCCAAAAUCAUGUCAGAAUCACAAUAUGGACAAUUGGGAUUACAGGAAGUGGUGGAAAUGCUCGCCCAAUCUCAGACCUUGGACGAGCAAGGCGACAUUAUGCAUUACUUAGUCUAUUGCUACGGAUUGGAUCAGAAGAUCAAGGUUCAACGAACCGGCGAAGAUGUUUGCGUUCGUGACCUCUUGAGAACCCUGUAUGAAGCGGCUUGUUCGAAGAAGCAUUGGGGUUUAGUCCGUCAUUGUGCCGGUUUCUUGGGCAAGAAGGUCGAGGACUUGUCCAAAUCGGUAACGGAUCUCUUGGUCCGUCAAAAACAAGUAACAGUGGGGAUGCCUCCGAAUAGCGAGACCAAAAUAUCGGGAGGCAAGCUCACCUCCACCGAACUCCGUCAAAUCAUUCACGAGGCUUACGAUGGUGAUGAAAGUAUGGCCAUGCUCUCUCAAGAGUUGUUGGUAUACUUGGCCAUGUUCAUCCAGACAGAGCCGCAACUCUUCCAUGGGAUGUUGAGGCUCCGGAUUGGAUUAAUCAUACAAGUUAUGGCCAUGGAGUUGGCCCGAAGCCUCAAGAUGAAAACCGAGGACGCGUCAGAGGAGUUAAUUAACAUUUCUCCUUUCGAAAUGCGUCGGCUUCUUCAUCAUAUUAUGUCUGGACGAGAAUUUGGCAUCCACAAAUUGGAGAGUGGCUAUAGCAUCGUGUGCGACCACGCGACGGUCUCAAAGAAUCGCAAGGGAGCAAUUAGGAAAUGGAGGCAGUUACGAAAUGUCACGAAAUACAUCCAAAAGGUCCGAAAGAGCUCUCGAGAUUGUCUUCCUCCUCCUAAACAUGAAGUCACGCCAGAAGUUAAGAGAAAGGCACUCUCCGUGAGUGCCAUCCCAGUUCCUAGCACGAUCAUGGAAAAGAAAGAGUCUCAGGAUGGCUCGGAUGAGGACAGUGACGACGAUAUCGAACGACAAGGGUCGUGGAUGCGGAGACGAUGUCUGGAUGGAGCCUUGAAUCGAGUGCCAAGGGGAUUUUACGAGAAGAUCUGGAAAGUGCUUCUCAAGUGUAAUGUCUUAUCCAUUCAGGGCAACACGCUCGACACGUGCCUGACACAAGAGAUGACUCGGGGCGAAAUGAAAUUCGCUUUGCGAGUCGAGGGUGCCUUGAACACGAUUCCGGAACCCGAAUAUCGUCAGCUCAUGGUCGAAGCAUUAAUGGUUCUGUCUUUAGCGGCAGAAUAUGAAGUGGUGGCUCAUUUUGGUCAAAUCGUCAAAGUAGAAAAUAUUGUUUCCAUGGCCAAUAAAUUCUUCCUUAUUGACCAGUUCAACGCGAAAGGCGACGCCACGCUUUGCUGUGCCACAGAUCACGAAGGCAAUGGUGGAAACCGUGGUCAACCUUUGGUUUGCCAAGGGGCGGCAGGAAUUUGUAGACACUUUUAUGACUCCGCUCCUAGCGGAACCUAUGGCACGAUGACCUAUUUAGUUCGAGCUUGCUCCUCCGUAAUCGAAACGCUUCCAAAGGAGGGGCACAUUGAUUGCUCGAUCGCUUGAACAAUUUAUCUUAUUACACAUUUGUUUGCCAGCAUA
Tigriopus californicus is the source of this 4216-nucleotide messenger RNA. Its product is annotated as probable phosphorylase b kinase regulatory subunit alpha. The transcript is spliced from 20 exons. The coding region runs from base 518 to 4180 and encodes 1220 amino acids. Gene Ontology annotation, molecular function: calmodulin binding. Lineage: Eukaryota; Metazoa; Arthropoda; Copepoda; Harpacticoida; Harpacticidae. Gene Ontology annotation, biological process: glycogen metabolic process. Gene Ontology annotation, cellular component: phosphorylase kinase complex. The record is from RefSeq and is a predicted model, not a curated record.